Molecule: messenger RNA, 1977 nt
Organism: Zymoseptoria tritici IPO323
Lineage: Eukaryota; Fungi; Ascomycota; Dothideomycetes; Mycosphaerellales; Mycosphaerellaceae
Product: Ca2+/Mg2+-permeable cation channel
Exons: 11
Coding region: 1-1977 (658 amino acids)
Source: RefSeq, a predicted model, not a curated record
AUGCGUUCUAUCACGACACCCCUACCGGCGAUCCCGAGGAUCAAGGGUGACGAGAACUUUGAUGAUCUAGUUCGGGCGUUGUCUGUAUUCUUCGUUGAGGCAAUCGACACGAGUCUCGAAUGGGACGAGUUACGAAAGGAUGUGUAUCCACAGGUGUUGAAGCCGCUGGUGAGGUACCUAGUGGGCGAAGUACAGCAUGAAGAAAUCGUUUGUGCGCUGCUCGCUCUCAAGUGGCACUUUGGAGUUCUGGAAGAUGGCGAUGAUAGAGGCGUCAAUGAGACGCGCGGACUGGCCUGCGAGAUGGUUGCUUGGAGAUUUGUGACCCAUCUCACCCGGAAGGAAACGAUCGACUGCCUCUGCCACGAGCUUCCUGCGGACAACAAGUCUGAGUCGCGACCCCACAGCGCCGACGAUGUUGAAGCCGCGAACUUAGACGGCGUAAUGGAAGAUGCUACCAUCGAGCAAGCGCCACUUCUGGGAGGUCGCAUGCCAGAGCUGGACGACUCAUUCUACGACGAAUACCCGCGACAGAGCGAUUACGCAAAGGACGCUCAUUUCUCUACGGUCUUUGCCACUCUGAAUGCUCUGGAAAUCGCUGCGGUCGCGGAAGCGAAGAGAUUUCUGAGUCAAAAGUCCAUUCAGCACAUUAUCAAUGGGAUCUGGAAGGGCGAUGUCGUGUUCUGGACUUCCCUGCAGAAACACUCGACGAAGCGGGCCAAGAUAUACAGGAAGAACCACUCGGAUCCAUUCUGUCGACUGCGGGUUCCGUUGUAUUCCAAGCUCUUCGAGGUCCUGUUUUUCGCAGCAUUCUUGGCGUUUUACUAUGCGGUGCUGGUGCAACGUCCGGUUCAGCAUAUCAGCACACCAGAGAUUAUGCUGUAUGUCUGGCUCGUUUCUUUCGCCUACAACGAGCUUGUGGAAUUUCUUGAUGCUGGUUCAACCUUUUACGCAGCCGAUUUCUGGUCUCUGUGGGAUCUAGGUAUCAUCUUCGUGGGAAUGGCCUUCUUCAUUUUGCGAAUGAUCGGUCUGGCAAAGAAUGAUCACUAUGCUACUGACAUAGCGUUCGACAUCCUCUCGAUCGAGGCUCUCUUUCUUGUGCCGCGCAUCUGCUCAUUGCUGAGUCUGCAUCCCUACUUCGGAAUGUUGCUGCCUGUGCUGAAGGAAAUGACAAAAGACUUUGCCAAAUUCGCCGUGCUCGUUGUGAUCGCCUACGCUGGCUUCAGUUCUGCCUUCAGCGUCCUGGGCAGGGACCACUACACCUUGGGAAGAAUGAAUUGGAUUCUGAUCAAAGUGUUCUUUGGCAGCUCCUACCUGGGAUUCGUAAGUCCACAAAUCCCAAUUCUAGGACCACCCUUGAUGUUCCUGUUCGUCGCGAUGACGAACAUCCUGUUGAUCACAUCCUUGACCUCAUUGUUAAGCAACAAGCUCGAUAAGGUCAUGGAUCACGCCCGCGACGAGUACCUCUUUGUAUACGCUGUCUACGUCCUAGAGGCAUCAACCUCCAACCGAUUGACAUACUUUCUUCCCCCACUGAACCUCAUACCGCUGCUACUCCGUCCGUUGCGGCUGGUGCUGCCGAACCAACAGCUACGCACCUUGAGGAUCUCUCUGCUCAAGGCGACGCACUUUCCUCUGGUUGGUCUGAUUCUUGCUUACGAGAAUGGGCGCUUAUGGAUCCAUGAUCGCCGGACUACGACUCCCGGAGACAAGAUUGGCGUUUCGAAACGACUCAGUCGCCAUCCGAUCGGUCGAAAAGCGCUUUCAUCCGCCCGCGUGCAUCUAUUGGACGAGCAAGCGCAGGCGCCAGACAGAUCUGCCGAAGCGAAUUCUCCGAAAGAGGAUCUUUCUGCGGCAGCCAAUGCAUCUGACGAGACGAUUGAGGCUUUGACGACCGCUGUUGCCGAUUUAAAAUCACAGAUCGAGUCGCUCAGUGAGUUGUUGAAAAAGAAGUCGGCAAUGGUGUCACAAAAGUCGUGA